Molecule: messenger RNA, 846 nt
Organism: Sphaerodactylus townsendi
Lineage: Eukaryota; Metazoa; Chordata; Lepidosauria; Squamata; Sphaerodactylidae
Product: vinexin-like
Exons: 6
Coding region: 1-846 (281 amino acids)
Source: RefSeq, a predicted model, not a curated record
AUGGUACCGUACUUGGAGUUAAGUGAGGGCACAUUCAAUGCAGAGCAGAGUCUUCAUGUCAGUGGCAGCCAAUCCACCCCUUCCCAAGCAGGAUGGCCCAGGCAUACCUCUCUAUCACUUCACUCCAGAACUGGAGAACCGGGGGCAACUCUGGACCUCAGUUUGGAUGACUUUAUCCCUUCACAUCUCCAAAAAUCUGUGAACAACAGCUUGAGCCCAAUAUCCCCCAGGGCGACAUCUACUCCGCAGACUGUGCAGGCCCCCAUUCAUCGCAGAGUGCCUGUGAUUCGUCACUGUGGCUCUAAUACCCUGAAUUUUGAGUUCCAUGACACAAGCCCUCGAACUGUGAACAAUGGGAUGUCACAGCCACGGAAAACAGCCCAAUGGAAAUCUGCAAGCAACUGGUACCAAACCUGGCCUGCUAAAGAAAUUAGACCACUGAAAUCUCAAGCAGCAGCACCUGUUCCCCACCUGGCCAAUUCAUCCACAAGCCCAGUUGUCAGUGGUGCCUCACAACCAAACUGGUCAGCCACCUGGACAAUGGAUGGCAGGAGAAAGGGGAAACGCUGGGUGAAGUAUGAUGGAAUUGGACCAGUGGAUGAGUCUGGGAUGCCCCUUGCCUCGCGAUCGAGCGUGAAUAGCCCCCGAGACUGGUACCGCAACAUGUUCCAGCAGAUCCAUAGCAAACUCCCUGCAGAAAUGAAAGCUGUCUUCCUUUCCCCUGUGGAAGCAGCUAUUGUUUCUGUAUCUGCCCGGCAUUUUCUCUUUCGGCGGGUGCUUUUCUCCUCUGCUGUUUCCCGAUUAGCUUUUGCAAGACUGGGACUUCUGCUACAGCUCCAGAGGUAG